This is a messenger RNA of Adineta steineri, 747 nucleotides long. The record is from the annotation of a GenBank genome assembly. Lineage: Eukaryota; Metazoa; Rotifera; Eurotatoria; Adinetida; Adinetidae.
AUGACUCUAAUAUCAAAUAUAAAACAAGAAAAGACUGUUAAUUAUGGUAGUCUUCAACAUUCGAUGCAAGUGGAAAAAUCACGGGAUCGACGUACAAUGAAAUGUCUGGUUGCUUUGCAAAUUUGUGCUGCAGUUGUAACGAUGUUGUUAAUUUCAACAUUCUAUCUAACUAUGUAUCCAAGUAACAAAGGAAAAAAACAUACACCUUCUACCAACCCUAUUCAAAAGGAUAAUACUGUAACCCUCUAUGCGAUACAUCCAACACGUCACUCAUUGUGCUUUCGUGAUGGACAAAACGGUGGGAUAAUUAUCAAUUGGGCCGUUUACAACAGAUGUAAUGAUCUUGAUUUCAACAGUUAUUAUACUGGUUAUUUUACUGUUGGUGUAGGAGGUGGACGAGCUGGUACAAUCAUCGAUCUAGGUUCUCGUGAUGAUCUUCAGAAAAAAUAUCAAUAUCAAGAAACAGUUGGACAUGGUCAAGGUUAUGCAUCGAUCCAUCGAACGAACAAAACAUUACUUAUUCUUAAGGAUAGUUAUCAAAACCAUACUUUUCAAGCGAUGGACGAAUCAGCUGCAUUAUUUCGAGACACAAGCUCAUCAUUUAGUGUUCGUGUUAUACUUGGCCAUGUGUAUGCGCUUCGAAUUAUUGAUACAUAUAAGCAUAAAUCUGAGCGUGUCGUUAAAAUGCUGGUGCUUGCCUAUCAACCAAAUGAAUCAGUUACUAUUCAAUGGGAAAUCCUAAAAUAA